UUUCCGAACACAGCAAUGAGCUUAGCAGACGAACUCCUUGCAGAUCUCGAUGGCUCUGACGACGGAGACGAAUACGAGCAGCAAGAAGAAAACGGAAAUCAUUCCACGAAUACCCUGAAACGCAAAGCGGAAGGUGAUCCUUCUGACGAUGAAAUGGAGGGAACUGGAGAAGGCGACGACCAACAAGAAAUUGGAGGACUUGUCCUCCCUGGUGGUGUAAAGCCGGCAGAUGAGCUGGAUGCAGAUGACGUUCAGCAAAUGGAACUUGGCGCAGUUCAAGACAUUUCCACGAUAGCGAAACUUGACGGAAGCAAACGCAUGUCCGACAUUUUACAGGAAAUCCAAAAAUAUCAAGAGAACCCUGCGACAGCUGCCACGAUGGCCCUUCCUGCCCAUCUUAAUCCGGAAUACACGCUCAUUGUACAGGCCAACAAUCUUUCAGUCGACGUCGACAAUGAAAUCAUGGUUGUCCAUAAGUUCAUUCGAGACCAUUAUGCUACCAAGUUCCCGGAGUUGGAACAACUUGUUGUCGACCCUGCUAUGUACAUUCGUUCAGUACGGACACUUGCGAACGAAGAGGAUCCUACAAAAGUAGAUCUUUCCAGCGUGUUACCGCCUGCGAUCAUUAUGAGUGUGGUUGUUACAGCUACAACCUCUUCUGGCAAACAGUUAUCCGACGCCGAAUGGACAGCGGUUCAGCGAGCAUGUGACCUUGCUGACCGCCUAGAGGAAGCGCGGAAGAAAAUAUUCAUGUACGUCAGCUCAAGGAUGAAUGUACUCGCUCCCAAUCUGUCAGCCAUUGUCGGAACCACGACAGCAGCCAAGCUUCUCGGUGUGGCCGGCGGUCUCGGUGCGCUCGCAAAGAUGCCGGCCUGCAAUGUCCACCUGCUCGGUGCACAACGUAAAAUAACCGCGGGCUUCUCAACCGCCACACAAAAGCGACAUACUGGAUUCAUCUUUCAGUCAGAGCUAGUGACGCAAACGCCGCCAGAGUAUCAGCUCAAAGUUCAACGCACUAUUGGUGCCAAAGCUGUAUUGGCUGCACGUAUGGAUUUAGAGCGACAACGGCGUGACGGUUCUUACGGGGAGAGCCUUCGCGAUAAGAUUGAGAAGCACAUAGACCGACUUGCGGCUCCUCCCCCCUCCAAAGUCGUCAAGGCUUUGCCCAUCCCAGGUGAUGGCCCCAAGAAACGUCGUGGCGGUAAAAGAGCUCGAAAGGCGAAAGAAGCGUAUGCCCAAACAGAAUUGCGCAAACUGCAAAACCGGAUGGCCUUCGGUGAAGCGGAGGAAGAAGUCGGCUCGUUUGAUGAAACCAAGGGCAUGGGUAUGAUAGGUGUAUCGUCUGGGAGUGUUCGUGCGGGUAUGGGAGAUUCUAAAAGCCGAGCCAAAAUGUCCAAGGCCAACAAGCUACGAACCGCUGCUCUUAAUCGUGCGGCACUCUUGGGAGGUACUCAACCGUCAUCAUCAUCGGCUUUAUCGGGAACAGCGACAUCAUUGAGUGUAACGCCAGCGCAGGGCUUCGAGCUUACCAACAGGACUGCCGCUGCUCAACGGGUUAAGGAAGCCAAUGAGCGGUGGUUUGCCUCAGGAACCUUCUCGUCUUUCUCUUAG
Messenger RNA from Mycena indigotica, 1611 nucleotides. Its product is annotated as Nop domain-containing protein. The coding region runs from base 16 to 1611 and encodes 531 amino acids. The transcript has 10 exons. Gene Ontology annotation, biological process: spliceosomal tri-snRNP complex assembly; mRNA splicing, via spliceosome. Lineage: Eukaryota; Fungi; Basidiomycota; Agaricomycetes; Agaricales; Mycenaceae. The record is from RefSeq and is a predicted model, not a curated record. Gene Ontology annotation, cellular component: U4/U6 x U5 tri-snRNP complex; U4 snRNP; precatalytic spliceosome.